AUGCUAGGCGCUAGAAUGGGGGUUGAAUUUGCGAUCGGGGUGAACACUCGGCAAACUAACAGUGCAGUGAUAGUUAAAGGCACUGAAGCCAUGAACGUUCCAAGCUCGCCCUAUUCCGACUUUGGGAACAUUACUGGAAUCCUUACAAACCCCCAAUCUUCUUUGCUGAUUGAAACUUGCAUGAGCCGUAAAGCCAUCCGCCGGGUUGCUGUAGUCACUGGCGGUGGCCGAGGUUGUGGCUUGGCAUUCGCCCAAGGUCUCGCCGAGGCUGGGGCAGACGUUGCCAUUUUUGAUCUGAUAGACCCGGAGCCAUCUGCCUUUGAGGAACUGUCUUCUACAAACGGGGUGAAAGCAAAAGCAUAUGUCGUCGAUGUAACAUCGAUCUCCAGCUUGGAAAAGGCCUUUGCCGCUGUGGCAGCCGACUUUGAUGGCAAGCUCGACAUCUUCGUCGCUUGCGCCGGUGUGAACAAGAACGUUGAGUUUCUGGAUACUGAAGAGGCAGACUUUGACAGGCUGUAUGGGGUCAACUGCAAGGGCCUCUACUUUUCAGCAAAGAUGGCCGCGAAGGCAAUGAUUGCCAACGGCACUAAGUGCGGAAGCAUAAUCUUUGUUGCAAGUAUCGCAUCGUACAUGGCCAUUCGCUCCCAACGAUCCACUGCGUAUUGCGGUACAAAGGGAGCAGUACGAGCGAUGGUCGCUCCAAUUGCUGCCGAGCUGAACAAGUACGGGAUCCGGGUCAACUCCAUCUCACCUGGCUAUGUGCGAACAGAAAUGACGGCUCCCUUUCCUGAUCUACUUGAGGGGUGGAAGGACGAGAUUAUGAACGGCAGGGUAGCGGAGCCUGACGAUAUCAAGGGUGCCUGUGUUUUCUUAGCGAGCGAUGCCAGCAAAUACUGCCAGGGAAGCGAUAUCUUGGUUGAUGGUGGCGUGACCAAGUGUCAUUCAGUUACAACCUUGCACGUGAACAAUAUGCGAAAUCAUAACGAAGUCAUCGACGAUACCGAAUUGGGCGCAGAUGUACUUUCCAUCACUAUCACUACAGCUGCAUGCUUAUCUCUAGUAGCGUCACGUGCCGUUGACCUGCAUAUUGUCUCUUCAACUUUCAUGACCCGCCGCUUGUCAUUAAUAUUCGGGUUCCUAGACUUGAUCGCAAUGGGCCUUUUCGCCAACCUGUUGGCCAUUGCCGCCGAAGAAUCGCUCAAAAUCUUACUCGUUGCUCCGUUGGCUACGCUUUCUAUCUAUUUCUUCUUCAACAUCUUCCUCCACCCACUACGCAAAGUUCCGGGACCACGGAAAGCAACAAUCUCUCCAUUAUGGCUGUGGUACCAUUCAUAUAUAGGGGAUGAGACGACCUCGAUCGAAGCUCUGCAUCGAUUCUAUGGUCCAGUCGUACGAAUCGGCCCCAACGACGUUGACAUUAGCGACGGCGCGGCUCUUGCACCGAUCUACUCCGAGAAAGGCGGGUUCCUGAAAACAACAUGCUAUAGCAAUUUCGACUUUGACGGUCACCCGACAAUAUUUUCGGCGCUAGAUCCUGCACACCGGGCCCUUAGAUCAAAGGCUGUUGUCAGCAUGUUCAGCCCGGCCUCUAUCCGAAAGGAAGGCGACCAGAUACUGAGAUCCUGCGUCGAUAGGUUGAUGGCGCAUAUCGAAAAUGCAGCAGCUUCUGGCAAACCUGUCAACAUGCUCAAUAUGGGCAGAUGUCUAGCUCUUGAUGCAGUGACGGAAUACCUCCUAGGCAAGACAUACGGAGGUAUUGCGGAGCUGGAGGCAAGCAGAAGCACCAGGGACUCAAGCAGCCUCUCUGCCAGCGAGUUCGUGGACACCUUUGUCGCAGUUGGAAGAUUCUUCUUGCUUCCUAGUUGGAUCUUUCACGCCCUCGAGUGGGCUCUCCCGAAGUUGUUCCCGGAUCAGAAGGUCGACCAGUCGAUGGAACUCGUAACAAAGUUCUGCGAUCAGGUCGUCGCCGAGGCCGACCUGGAGAAAGACCAAACGUACCAGGCUCGUUUACUGCGAGCUGGCAUCAGCGAAGAAGAAGCUGCUGUUCAGUGUAUGGAUUUGAUGUUUGCCGGCACAGACAGCACUGGCAUGAAUUUUGGUGCUAUUUGCUGGCAUUUGGCACAGUCGCCCUCAAUCUAUCAGAAGCUCAAAGACGAGCUCGCAUUGCCAGAGGUAUCGCAAGCCGACCCGCAAACUCUUCCCUACUUACGCGGCGUGGUGCGCGAGGGUCUUCGAAUGUCAAUGGCAAAUCCGACUCGUCUUCCACGCGUUGUGCCGCCCAGCGGAUUCACAUUCGCAAGUAAGAUGCCUUCUGGGGAAACGGUAACUUUUGAGUUCCCGGGCGGAACCUGGAUUGGAUGCGCACCAUUUAGCCUGCAUUUCAACGAUGCUGUCUUCCCUAAUCCGCAUGAAUUUCAGCCAGAACGAUGGCUUGAGCCUAGCGAGGAAAUGCUACGCGAUGCCAUCCCAUUUGGACUUGGACCGCGGCAGUGUAUUGCUCGGAACCUUGCUUCAAGUGAGCUCUUCUGGGCAGUCAGGGCACUAGGUAUAUCUGGGGUGCUGGAUGGGGCUAGAACAACAGGGCUGAUGAAGGAUGGGAUUAUUGUUGACGAAUGGUUCAACUCAAAAGUUCCUGGGCAUGCUAUUGAGCUGAUAUGGGAAUCAUCGACGAAUUCGGAAUAUCUUGGUAUCGGCCUCGGAGACAGUCCGUCACCUCUCAUUGUCAAGCUAUGUUAUGAAGGCGAGCGGGGCCAAAGGCUAAUCGAGUUUGUAUUCACAUCCAAGCUGUCGUUUGGGUUGGCCCGAGUCGCCCGAGUCGCGGGACCGGCUUCACGGCCCCAGUUUUACGUUUCGACACGGACAUACGGACCAAAGCGGACGAAACCCGGACAAAACCCGGACGAAAAAGUGGGCGAAUAUGGGACCAUGAGGCCGCAACUAUGCAAUAGCUGGAUCUCCUCUGUGUUGGCCCCCACAGCUAGCAAAACCGUUAAAACCGCUCAGGGCCAAGAUGACGGGCCACAAAGAUCUCGCAUCCAUACACAUCUUCCGCCCAGGAAAGCAGGAGUCACAGCUCGGAAGCCGUAUCUUCCCUAUUCACUACUAUCAAAGCCCCAGCCCUCCAUGAAUCGCAGGUGGAUCUUGACUGGCCAGAGAGGCUUUGAGAAAAGCCUCAAGUACGAGGAGAACGUGCCGCAGGCCGAUAAGUUGGCAGCUCACGAGGUUCUGGUGGAGCUACACGGUGCUAGCUUGAACUAUCGCGAACUCGCAAUCGCAGACACAACAGGUACGGCAGCUAUCGCCGGCGUUAUUCGACAACACGUCGUGCCUGGUUCUGAUGGUGCCGGCAUUGUCAAGGCGAUUGGCAGUGCCGUAACAGCCUUUAAGACCGGUGACCAUGUCGUCACUCACCUAGCUCCCAAACAAGCCGAGCGUUGCGGGGAUUAUGAGUUGCCGGUUUACCAAGACAUUGUGGAGGGUCUUGGCCAGACUAUUGACGGAACUCUACAAUCAGAAGGCAGAUUCACAGAAAGCGGGCUUCUUCAUGUCCCUACAUCUCUUGGUUGGCCGGAAGCUGCAACUUUGACUUGCAGCGGCCUCACCGCCUGGAACGCACUCUUCGGCCUCAAAGGUAGAGAGCCUCGAUCCGGUACAUGGGUGCUUGUUCAAGGAACAGGUGGUGUGAGCAUUGCCGCGCUUCAAUUGGCGGUAGCUGCUGGAGCUACCGUCGUCGCCACGACAUCAUCCGCAGAAAAGGAGGAGAGGCUGAAGGCACUCGGCGCAAGCUACACUAUUAGCUAUCGAGACAACCCCGAGGACUGGGGUGUCAAGACGAGGAACUUCACUCCAAAUCAGGCUGGCUUCGACAUUGUUGUCGAUGUUGCCGGCAACGAAUCACUGUCUCAAUCGCUCACCGCGGUGAAGACAAAUGGUGUGGUUGUCUCUGCAGGCUUGGUCGGAGGCAAAGCCGAGGCUGUGCCCAUGCUGGCUGCUCUCAUGCGCCCGUGCAUUGUCAGGGGUGUGAUCUUGGGAAGUCGGGCACAAUUCCAAGAUAUGAUCCAGUUUAUCGAGGAGAAGAACGUCAAGCCGGUUAUCGAUGACAAGAUUUUUGAGCUCGCGGAGGCAAAGGCUGCUUAUGCGCGAUUGAAGGAGAAGAAGCACUUCUCCAAAAUUGCUAUCAAGAUUGACCACUGA
This is a messenger RNA of Colletotrichum lupini, 4194 nucleotides long. Its product is annotated as cytochrome P450. Lineage: Eukaryota; Fungi; Ascomycota; Sordariomycetes; Glomerellales; Glomerellaceae. The transcript has 12 exons. Bases 1 to 4194 code for a protein of 1397 amino acids. Gene Ontology annotation, molecular function: iron ion binding; heme binding; monooxygenase activity. The record is from RefSeq and is a predicted model, not a curated record.